AAGAGGCAGGCCGAAUCAGGAGGAGAUGCUUUUGUGGGUCUCUGCAACGUUGACUUGACACACUUCAGAAACCACGUUUCUGUGAGUCAGACCUGACUCCACGGUAUCACCGUGCAUCAUCGAGCCCAGUCUGAAGAAGCUGAAAGGGUCUCUUUCACACUUAAUAAAAGCAAAACAAAGCGUCUGGCUUUGUUUGACCAAAAGAAGCAAUGUCAGCGUUGAAGAAACGGAGUUCAAAUGCCUCCGCGGACCGGGAUGAAGAGCAGGUGACGGAGAAGAUGCUCUCCAGCAGAGGAGGGAAUGGCAAGAUGAGCCGACCAGGAGACGGCACGCCUGAAAGCCCGAGCGCAGAUAUCAGCGCUGCGGAGGGAGAAGGGACAGUCGAGCUUAAAAGAACUAUAACUCUCGUCAACGGCGUGGCCAUUAUUGUAGGCACCAUUAUUGGCUCUGGUAUCUUCGUGACUCCAACCGGAGUGGUGAAGGAAGCCGGUUCAGUCGGGUUGUCUCUGGUCGUGUGGUCCGUCUGCGGCGUCUUCUCCACUAUAGGCGCGUUGUGCUAUGCCGAACUGGGGACCACCAUCACCAAAUCAGGGGGUGACUACGCCUACAUCCUUGAAGUUUACGGCUCUCUACCUGCGUUUCUGAAACUCUGGAUCGAGCUUCUCAUCAUAAGGCCGUCGUCGCAGUAUAUUGUCGCCUAUGUUUUCGCCACAUACCUCCUGAAGCCCAUCUUUCCCUUCUGCCCUGUCCCUGAGGUAGGGGCAAAGCUGGUCGCCUGCCUAUGUAUCCUGUUGUUGACUGCUAUCAAUUGCUACAGUGUGAAGGCCGCCACAAGGGUCCAAGAUGCCUUUGCCGCUGCUAAGCUACUUGCCCUGGCCCUCAUCAUCAUUAUUGGCUUUGUGGAGAUUGGCAAAGGUGGUACUACUGACCUUCUGCCGGAAAAUUCAUUCAAAGGAAGCAAAACAGACUUUGGCAACAUCGGAUUGGCUCUUUACAGUGGCCUGUUUGCUUAUGGAGGAUGGAAUUAUUUAAAUUUUGUCACAGAGGAGAUGAUCGAUCCAUACAGAAAUCUGCCUCUGGCUAUCAUCAUCUCACUUCCCAUUGUGACCGUUGUCUAUGUGCUGACCAACCUGGCCUACUUCACCACGCUUAGUCCGGAGCAAAUGCUCUCAUCUGAAGCUGUUGCUGUAGACUUUGGAAACUACCACCUAGGGCCAAUGGCUUGGAUAAUCCCUGUGUUUGUGGGUCUGUCCUGCUUUGGCUCUGUGAAUGGCUCUUUGUUUACUUCAUCUAGGCUGUUCUUUGUGGGCUCCAGAGAAGGUCAUCUUCCCAGUUUGUUGUCGAUGAUCCACCCUGAGCUGAUGACCCCUCUGCCUUCACUUAUAUUUACUUGUAUCAUGACUCUCCUCUACGCUUUCUCCAAUGACAUAUUCUCCGUCAUCAACUUCUUCAGCUUCUUUAACUGGCUCUGCAUUGCCAUGGCGAUCAUUGGAAUGAUGUGGUUGCGCUACAAAAAACCUGAUUUGGAACGACCAAUUAAGGUCAAUAUUCUGCUGCCCAUUUCCUUCGUACUGGCCUGCCUGUUCCUCAUCGUGGUGUCCAUUUGGAAAACCCCUGUGGAAUGUGCUAUAGGAUUCGGAAUCAUUGCCACAGGAGUUCCCGUCUACUUCUUCGGCGUUUGGUGGCGGACCAAGCCAAAAUGGCUCUUGCAGAUCCUCUUCUCCACCACGGCGACAUUCCAGAAACUGAUGGAAGUGGUUCCUCAGGAGUCCUGAAGAGCAAACGGAGCGACAGAUGCCUCAUAUCCACCUCAGACUCCCUCACUGUAUUCCUCGACUGCCUCGCCUCUCCUCGUGUGAGCCAGAAAAACGUCGUAUCCUGCUGCCACAGGCAACAUCUAUAAUAAUCACCACGGACGAAACCAGAAUGUUACAGGAGCGUUUCAGUUGAUAUGUAGGUUUUCUCAGUCCUUUCUCAAUCAAAUGUAUUGAUGUAUACAUUUCAGUCUUUAUGUUCAAGUUACAAGUUUUUAAUCAGGAUUUUAUAUAUAUAUUUUUCAACCAUUGGCGAAAAGCGUCAUAUAACCACGGUGAGUGGUUUGCUUUAUUUUAGGGUCUUGUAUGCGUGCAGUAGUACGAUCAUGGUCUUGUAUGCGUGCAGUAGUACGAUCAUGGUAUUGUAUGCGUGCAGUAGUAUGAUCAUAAGCUUCCUGUAUCGCGUAUCGCCAGCUUUCGUUUCAGCUUGUCGUUACGCGAGGAAAAGUGCGUACCGAAAAUGCUUGUGGGGAGGCGCUGUUGUCUCUCAUUAACCAGAAACAUGAUUCCCACCUGACUGACAAAUUUGCUCCUCGGAUUACAAUAUGUUUUAUAGAGCCCGACCGAUAAAGGAUUUUGAAGGCCGAUACCGAUACAAAUAUUUUUGGGUUUUAAAAUCCGAUAUUCCGA
This is a messenger RNA of Pimephales promelas (fathead minnow), 2444 nucleotides long. RefSeq names its product solute carrier family 7 member 5 (gene slc7a5). Gene Ontology annotation, molecular function: L-amino acid transmembrane transporter activity; neutral L-amino acid transmembrane transporter activity. Gene Ontology annotation, cellular component: membrane. The record is from RefSeq and is a predicted model, not a curated record. Lineage: Eukaryota; Metazoa; Chordata; Actinopteri; Cypriniformes; Leuciscidae. Gene Ontology annotation, biological process: neutral amino acid transport; amino acid transmembrane transport.